Messenger RNA from Glycine soja, 465 nucleotides. RefSeq lists its product as uncharacterized. The transcript has a single exon. The record is from RefSeq and is a predicted model, not a curated record. Bases 1 to 465 code for a protein of 154 amino acids. NCBI's taxonomy places the organism in Eukaryota, Viridiplantae, Streptophyta, Magnoliopsida, Fabales, Fabaceae.
AUGGUUCAUUCUGAUCAGUGCUCACGAAACCCUUCUUCCUCCCAAACCAAGAAAACCAAAACCCUCUUCUUGAUCUCUCUGCUCCUCUUUUCCUCUUUCUUCAUCCUCAACUCCGCACUUUCCCUCUUUGACGCGCACAACUCAAACGACGCUGUUGGCCCCACGCUCCAAUUACAAGUCCUCCCCAUCGCAUUCGUCUUCCUCUUCUACUCCCUCCUCCUUCUCCUCAGCCUCAGCUUCACCCUCCCCUCUCCGCUCCUAACCCUCAUCGGCGCCUUCGCCUUUGCCAAAGAGUUUCUCUUGUUCUAUCUCCAGCGAAAGGACCCCAGCGACGUCAAGAAUCGCUACUACAAUCUCUUGUUGGUGUCAAUCGCCGUGUGCAUGUUCGGCACGGUUCUGGAGUUGGGAUCGCCGCGCUCCGAUGGCAUCGCCAGAUUAGGCUUAAAAGUUACCUCAUUCAUAUAA